AUGGCUGCCCCCAGACCCCUGGUGAUGCCAGAGAUCAUCAAAAAGAGAACCAAGAAAUUCAUCCGGCAUCAGUUAGACCUUGAUGCCAAAGUUAAGCAUAAUCGGUACAGUUCCAGAAACAUCAACAACAGGGUUUGGAGAAGAUUAAAGGGCCAUAUCUUGAUGACCAGCAUUGGUUACGAGAGCAGCAAGAAGACAGGGCACAUGUGGCCCAGUAGCUUCUGCAGAUUCCCAGUCCACGAUGUAAGGAGCUGGAUGUGCAGCAAAUCUUACUGUGCUGAGAUUGCUCACACUGUUUCCUCCAAGAAGGACAAAGCCAUCGUGGAAGGAGCAGCCCAGCUGGUCGUUAGAGUCACCAAUCCCAAUGCCGGACAGCACAGUGAAGAAGAAAAUGAAUAG
Messenger RNA from Elephantulus edwardii (Cape elephant shrew), 399 nucleotides. Its product is annotated as 60S ribosomal protein L32-like. Gene Ontology annotation, biological process: translation. Gene Ontology annotation, cellular component: ribosome; cytosolic large ribosomal subunit. The transcript has a single exon. Gene Ontology annotation, molecular function: structural constituent of ribosome. Lineage: Eukaryota; Metazoa; Chordata; Mammalia; Macroscelidea; Macroscelididae. The record is from RefSeq and is a predicted model, not a curated record. The coding region runs from base 1 to 399 and encodes 132 amino acids.